AUGAAUCAAGACCCAACACAACAACUAGAGCCGUUUCUCAAACGAUUUCUUGCAUCGUUAGAUUUACUGUACACACAGCCAACAUCACAACCAUUCCCCAACGUUGAAUCGUAUGCCACUCAGUUAGGAUCAAACUUAAAGCGGUCAAGUGCAAUUAUAGUGAACGGCCAGCCUAUUAUACCGAGCCCACAAGAAGACUGUAAAUUACAAUUCCAAAAGAAAUGGUUACAAACUCCGUUAUCGUCACACCAAUUGACAAGUUACGAUGGGCAUUUAAUUCCAGGCACGGGGACCUUUGUCGUUCAUUUUUCAGCAAAAGUAAGAUUUGAUCAAAGUGGAAGGAACCGGUUAGGUGAAUCUGCCGACUUGUUUCAGGAAAAUAAUUCAAUUGUUUCCAAAACCAAUCAAAGACCUAUUUGGGGUUCGUGGUUUGGAGUCGACGUCAAUUUGGUUGUUGACGAAAACGUUAUGCAAGAUGGAGAGAUUAUAAAUAGUAUGGAUUAUAGAUUUACCUAUGUACCUAACGAUAGCAUUAUAAAAGUAUAA
This is a messenger RNA of Candida albicans SC5314, 546 nucleotides long. It is a transcript of the gene MTR2, whose product is annotated as Mtr2p. The transcript is spliced from 2 exons. Bases 1 to 546 code for a protein of 181 amino acids. Lineage: Eukaryota; Fungi; Ascomycota; Pichiomycetes; Serinales; Debaryomycetaceae. The record is from RefSeq and is a predicted model, not a curated record.